Messenger RNA from Rhincodon typus (whale shark), 5067 nucleotides. RefSeq names its product nucleosome-remodeling factor subunit BPTF. Gene Ontology annotation, molecular function: zinc ion binding; RNA polymerase II cis-regulatory region sequence-specific DNA binding. NCBI's taxonomy places the organism in Eukaryota, Metazoa, Chordata, Chondrichthyes, Orectolobiformes, Rhincodontidae. Gene Ontology annotation, biological process: regulation of transcription by RNA polymerase II. The record is from RefSeq and is a predicted model, not a curated record. The transcript has 19 exons. Gene Ontology annotation, cellular component: NURF complex. The coding region runs from base 72 to 3581 and encodes 1169 amino acids.
AUGUAACACCAAUAUCUUUUUUGCCUAGAUAUCGACUGCAAACUGUGAAAUCCUUAGCUGGCGUCAGCCUUAUGUUGCGGUUAUUAUGGGCAUGCUUACGAUGGGAUGACAUGGCAGUUAAACCGCCAUCAGGAGUCACCACUGCACGUACAGAAACUACAGAAACCGAUAUCACUACUACUGAGAUUAUCAAGCGAAGAGAUGUUGGUCCAUAUGGAAUCCGGUCAGAAUACUGCAUUCGAAAGAUUAUCUGUCCUAUUGGUGUUCCUGAAACUCCUAAAGAAACUCCAACACCACAGAGGAAAGGUCUUCGAUCUAGUGCGUUACGGCCAAAGAAGAUUGAGGCCCCAAAGCAGACUGGUCCUGUAAUAAUUGAGACCUGGGUUCCAGAGGAAGAGCUGGAUUUAUGGGAAAUUCGCAGUUUUGCAGAGAGGGUGGAAAAGGAGAAGGCACAAGCUGCUGAGCAGCAAGCAAAGGUUAGUGAGCAGAAGAAAUCCGAAGAGUUCAAGGCCCAACUGGAGGCCCAGCUUAAGCAGCAGCGCUUGGCUGCUCAACAGAAACGUCUUGAGCAGCAGAAGCUAUCUUCCGCUCCAAAUUCCUCUUCCACUAUGUCAACAACCAACAGCACUGCUACCACUAUUGCCACCCCGCAGAAGUUAGUGGUAGGUUCCUUGACAGGACAGGUCUCCCCAGGAACAAAGGUGGUAUUUGCUACCUCAAAAGUGGGUUCACCAACUACAGUAACAUUCCAGCCUAACAAGAAUUUUCAACAGAGUUUUGCUACCUGGAUCAAGCAGGGCCAGAGUGGGUCAGUUACCAGCACGGUUUCCACCACAGGUACAACCAUUGCCACCACAGGUCAGACGUUCCAGAUAACAGGCAGUCCAGUAAGCAUGACAGGCAAGGUGAUAACUGCUAAGCUUCCACUCACUGCGAACAGCAAAAUCCUGACUGUCAAUGUGCCAACCACUCAAGGAGGUGUAGUUCAGGUGCAGCAAAAAGUUCUGGGAAUCAUUCCAUCAGGCACUACUUCCAGCCAGCAAACCUUUACUUCAUUCCAACCAAGGGCCACCACUGUAACUCUGCGACAGAGUGCACCAGGUACAACAACUACAACUCAGCAGGUACAGGUCCUUACAACAGGAGGAGCAACACAGAUACGUCCUGGUGUUACAGUUAUUAGAGCACCUUUUCAACAGGCAGCAACCAUUGGCAAAGCUAUUAUCCGCACACCUUUGAUGGUCCAGCAAGGUAUCCUCCCAGCAACUCAAAACCAACAGGUAGUCACGCAGAUUAUCCGUGGACAACCAGUAACAACUGUGUCAAGUACAGGUAAUUUGAUUCAAAGUUCAACGCCGAAGAUGGUGACUGCACCAACUACAGCUAUGCAACCUCUCCAAAGUCGGCCUGCCACACCACAAGGUCAACAGCCAGCCCAGCGGCCACAACAAGGACAAGUCCGAUUAACAAUGGCACAGCUAACCCAGCUCACGCAAGGACAGAGUGGAGGUCAGGGGUUGACUGUGGUGAUUCAAGGGCAGGGACAAACAACGGGACAGCUUCAGCUUAUCCCACAAGGUGUGUCAGUAAUUCCUGGGCCAGGACAACAGCUAAUGCAGGCAGCCAUGCCAAAUGGAACUAUUCAGAGGUUCCUUUUCACACCUCUGCCAACAGUAACAGCAUCAGCUGCUGCAACAACAGUAGCUUCUGCGACAACAGCACCAGCUUCAACAGAACAGAAACAGGUGCAGACACAUGUACAACAAAUGCAAACCCCGAUCCAAUCACCACCUCCGCUUCCCCCACCUUCUCCUGUUCAGACUUCAGUUGCCUCUCAGCCAUUGACCUCCAUACAGCCUGCUCAAACGCAGCCAACACAAGCCCAGCCUGUGGUCCAGGUACAGUCUCCAUCACAAGCUCAACCUGUCGUCCAAGCACAAGCUCCACCACAAACGCAAGUUCCUUCAACCCAAGCUGGGAAUCAACUAAGUGUACAGUCUCCACAGCGACCGCAGUUACAGCCUCAGCAACAUCAAGCCACUGUUCAGACAAUAUCUCCACAACCUCAGCAUCAUCCUCAAGUUCCAAAUCAGACAGCAGCUGACACUCAAGCACUGCCUCAGGUCACCCCAGGUGCGGUUCAGCAUCAAAUCAAACUACAGGUCCCUGUUCAGAUUCACCAACCAGGUUUGACUGCAGCUCAGCAGAUUCAGAAUGUGGUCAGUGUACAAACAGCCAGUGUCCAGGAGCACCUACAGCGAAUUCAACAAAUCCGUGAGCAACAGCAGCAAAAGAAACAGCUGCAGAUUGAGGCUAAGAGGGAGCACAUGCUACAAACUACAAAUCAAAACGAAAUUAUUCAGAAACAGGUUGUAAUGAAACAAAAUGCUGUCAUUGAGCACCUGAAAGCAAAGAGUAGGAUGAUGUCACCUGCAGAACGAGAAGAAAACCAGAGAAUGAUUGUCUGUAACCAGGUUAUGAAGUAUAUUCUGGAUAAAAUUGACAAGGAAGAAAAACAAGCAGCAAAGAAACGGAAACGAGAUGAGAACGUGGAGCAGAAGCGCAGUAAACAGAAUGCCACGAAGCUAUCAGCAUUGUUGUUCAAACACAAAGAACAGUUGAAGGCUGAGAUCCUAAAGAAAAGGGCAUUGUUGGACAAGGAGCUUCAAAUUGAGGUGCAGGAGGAGCUGAAAAGAGACAGAAAUAAGUUACGGAAGGAGAAAGAGAAGGCGCAGGCAGCUGCUAUGCAGACUGCAGCCAUUGCCGCUGCAAAUGCUGUCCAAGCGGCUGUGACACAGAAGCGAAAGCGAGAAGAGGAGAAAGAGCCUGCCAAGGUCAAGAAGAAAAAGAUGAUUUCUACUACCUCAAAAGAAUCCAAGAAGGACACAAAGCUUUACUGUAUUUGCAAGACACCUUAUGAUGAAUCAAAGUUCUACAUUGGCUGUGAUCUGUGUACGAACUGGUAUCAUGGAGAAUGUGUUGGUAUCACAGAAAAAGAGGCUAAAAAAAUGGAUGAGUACAUUUGCAAUGAAUGUAAACGAGCACAGGAGGGCAGCAGCGAGGAGCUCUACUGUAUCUGUAGAACACCAUACGACGAAUCACAGUUUUACAUCGGUUGUGAUCGCUGCCAAAACUGGUACCAUGGACGUUGUGUUGGCAUUCUACAGAGUGAAGCAGAUCUCAUUGACGAGUAUGUUUGCCCACAGUGUCAGUCUACAGAAGAUGCUAUGACUGUUCUUAGCCCGCUUUCUGACAAAGAUUAUGAGGGUCUUAGACGAGUGCUGCGCUCUUUACAGGCUCAUAAAAUGGCUUGGCCCUUUUUGGAACCAGUAGAUCCCAAUGAUGCACCAGAUUAUUAUGGCAUCAUCAAAGAGCCAAUGGAUCUUUCUACCAUGGAAGAAAGAAUACAUCAUCGGUUCUACAAAAAACUGACAGACUUUGUUGGUGAUAUGACCAAAAUCUUUGAUAACUGCCGUUACUAUAACCCCAGUGAUUCACCGUUUUAUCAAUGUGCAGAGGUUCUGGAAUCAUUUUUUGUACAGAAACUGAAAACUUUCAAGGCAAACAGGUCUCAUUCCUAACAGAUCACACUCUACUGUGUAGAUUGCACUCUCUAGACUUCAAACAACAAUGAACAAAAUCGUACAAAGCGUGAAUAACAGGAAUUGCAUUCAGAGUGCAGCGAGAAGUUGAUGCCACCAGAGGCAGAUAUACUUUGUCAGGCUUUCCUGACUGACUGACCUUAACCAGCACUGUUGUUCAAGCACCAAUCAGUUAACUGAAUUGGAUAAAGCCCCAUUCUGUUUGUUAGAAACUAAAAGGGAGAGUUUAAAUGAAGAGGAGAAGGAAGGAAAUUUGAAAACAUUUGUAAAAGAAGCCACCUUUUAUCAGCCCUGUUUGACUGUCGUAUCCUCCUCGCCUGAAAUGGGAUGGGAAGCAUGAAGCAUCCUGUCCGCUCUUGUUAUGACAGGGGGCUGGCUUCAAUUUUCCCAGCGAAAUUCAUCACCACAGUUCUUCAGUGAAGAAGCUGGCUGCAAGCUGUCUGUAAUGAAACAAACAUGUUUAAAUUUGACAGCUGUAUUUAUUUAUUACUGAGAAAAGAUGAAGCUUUCUUUUUUAGAAUCUGCUGCCCUUGUUUGUCAACUAAUUAUGUGCUUUUUUUCUUAUUGAUAUGAAAAGACUCAACUUGCAAUAAGUUGGUCUUUUUUAUGUAAUUGCUGUAGGUAACGGUGAGUGAUAACCCUCGAUCCUUUCUUUCUUUGAAAGGAGUUGUUUCACAUGCACGCGCACGCACGCACCCACACGCACACAUACAUACAGACACACGUGAGCACAGCAGAAUGGGAUCCAGCAGGAAGUUUUAUUUUCCUAACUAAUCUGACCGAAGUGGACCUCCACAUGACCACUGGCUGAGCGGUCUUCAGGAUUGACUUCCAAGACUGCCACAGUGGCAAUGAGGCAGCACCAGAAAACUAUCAAUCACUCUGCAGAAAUUUGAUAGACUGAAAUAAACGGUGUGUACUGAAGUUAUCUUGUAUGUAAACAUUUUGUCAGAUGCUGAAUUUUUUUUUGUUUUUUUGUAUUAAGGUUCAGAAAUAUUGAUGUAUAUGAAAACAAUAAAUGGAGGAAACCAUUAUCUCCCACUGAGAAAAUCCACAAGUGUUUCUGUAUGUGCUUAAAAUGACACAUUUGUGAGACUUCAGGUCUCUCCCAAGAAUUCUAACAAAGGAAAUAAAAAUUUGGAAAUGGUGCAAGGACACUUUAAAUUUGAAAUGCUGCAUAUUGUAUGCAUUUGUAUUGAGUUUAAAAAAAAAGGGGAACUAUGGACUAACUCUCGAGUUGUGAAAUACUGCACAUCUCAUCACCACAUCACAGUAUUUCUGUACUAUUUAUUCAUAUCUACAAACUUAUUUGUUUUGAGUAAUGUUGCAAAAAAAAUCUUUCCUACCUGUAGGCAAUAGAUUGCUAUCUAUGUUUUUAACAGAUUGUGGCAACUAUGAAGAGUAAUUCUUUUGUACUUGAUAGGACAUUUCAUCCUAGACAAUAAAGUAAUGUUUUUGACAUCAA